Molecule: messenger RNA, 2090 nt
Organism: Rhineura floridana
Lineage: Eukaryota; Metazoa; Chordata; Lepidosauria; Squamata; Rhineuridae
Product: dystrophin-like
Exons: 1
Coding region: 163-1419 (418 amino acids)
Biological process (GO): synaptic signaling
Cellular component (GO): plasma membrane
Molecular function (GO): zinc ion binding
Source: RefSeq, a predicted model, not a curated record
CCAGCGUCGUCUGGGCCUCCUCCUGCAUGACUCUAUCCAGAUUCCAAGACAACUGGGUGAAGUUGCUUCUUUUGGUGGCAGUAAUAUUGACCCAGUGUUAGGAGUUGUUUUCAGUUUGCCAAUAACAAGCCUGAAAUUGAGGCAGCCCUUUUUCUGGAUUGGAUGAGACUCGAACCACAAUCCAUGGUAUGGCUGCCAGUUUUACAUAGGGUGGCUGCUGCUGAAACUGCCAAACACCAAGCCAAGUGCAACAUCUGUAAGGAGUGUCCAAUAAUUGGAUUCAGGUACAGAAGUUUAAAGCACUUUAACUAUGACAUCUGCCAAAGCUGCUUCUUUUCUGGGCGAGUUGCAAAAGGUCAUAAGAUGCACUACCCAAUGGUAGAGUAUUGCACACCAACUACUUCAGGAGAAGAUGUCCGUGACUUUGCCAAGGUAUUGAAAAACAAAUUCCGGACAAAAAGAUACUCUGCAAAACACCCAAGAAUGGGCUACCUGCCUGUACAAACAGUGUUGGAGGGAGACAACAUGGAAACUCCUGUUACUCUGAUCAACUUCUGGCCAGUAGAUUCUGCGCCUGCUUCAUCCCCUCAGCUUUCACAUGACGAUACCCACUCACGUAUUGAACAUUAUGCUAGCAGGCUAGCAGAAAUGGAGAACACUAAUGGGACAUACCUGAAUGAUAGCAUUUCUCCUAAUGAGAGCAUAGAUGAUGAGCAUUUGUUAAUCCAGCACUACUGCCAAAGUCUGAACCAAGAAUCCCCACUCAGUCAACCUCGAAGCCCUGCACAGAUUCUAAUUUCUUUGGAAAGCGAAGAAAGAAGUGAACUGGAGAGAAUCCUAGCAGACUUGGAGGAAGAAAACAGAAACCUUCAGGCAGAAUAUGACCAGUUGAAGCAGCAACAUGAUCACAAAGGACUAUCUCCACUGCCAUCCCCACCUGAGAUGAUGCCCAUUUCCCCUCAGAGUCCACGAGAUGCAGAACUCAUUGCAGAAGCCAAACUACUUCGUCAGCACAAAGGCCGUCUAGAAGCCAGGAUGCAAAUCCUGGAGGAUCACAACAAACAGUUGGAAUCACAGCUGCACAGGUUGAGGCAGCUGCUGGAACAGCCUCAAGUGGAUUCCAAGGUGAACGGUACAACUCAGUCUUCUCCUACCUCGUUACAGAGGUCAGACAGUAAUCAGCCAAUGCUUCUCUGUGUAGUUGGCAGUCAGACUUCAGAAUCUAUGGGUGAGGAUGAUCUGCUCAGUCCUCCCCAGGACACAAGCACAGGGUUAGAAGAGGUCAUGGAACAGCUCAACAAUUCUUUCCCAAGUACAAGAGGCCACAAUGUAGGCAGCCUCUUCCACAUGGCAGAUGACUUGGGGCGAGCAAUGGAAACCUUAGUGACCGUGAUGACAGACAACAAGGCGUUAGAAUAGCAAGAUGUGUUUUACAACUUCAGUACCCGCAUGGUUUUUAUAAUAUUCAUAUGACAAAAGGAUUAGACUGUAAGAGUUUACAUGAAAACAAAUCUAUAUUUUUGUGAAAGGUAGUGGUACUAUACUGUAGAUUACAGUAGUUUCUUAAGUCUGUUAUUGUUUUGUUAACAAUGGCAGGUUUUACACAUCUAUGCAAUUGUACAAAAAAAUAAGAAAACUACAUGUAAAAUCUUGAUAGCUACAUAACUUGCCAUUUCUUUAUAUGGAACGCAUUUUGGGUUGUUAAAAAUUUAUAACCGUUAUAAAGAAAGAUUGUAAACAAAGUGUGCUUUAUAAAAAAAAUGUUUAUAUAAAUCCCUAUUAAAAAACAAAACAAAAAAGAGGCAGUGCAUUUGUUUAGCAUCACUUCAGCUCUGUAAUUGUACCAGACAUAUAUUCAUGUUCUGUGUUCUUUUCCUUACCAGAGAAUUUCUGCAACACCAAAACUAUCAAUGUACAUUUCUCAUUGUUUUGUGUCUGACUAGCACUGACUUAAAAAAUAACACUGUCCUAAACUUCCAGUUGAGGUAGCUUUUCCACCUCCUUCCAAGUAGAAAUUAAGUCUUUUGGAAUUUAUCCAGUUAGUUUGAUUGUAUGUAAGUCACUUUGGGUUCACUUUUGUGAAGAAAAGU